UACUUUCCUUCCUCAUUUUAUUUCUCAAAACAAACACUAUUUGGGCGUUUUGUUACACUCUCACAUUUCCCUGUUCAUCCAUCGGAUCGACAAUCUCUAUACCUGUACAAGGAAAACAAUUUCACACAAUAUCAGAUUCUGAUUCACUCAUUCUUCCUUCGUUCUCCCUCAUCAUCAAUUUCGAUCUCUCUCGCUUUCUUUCUAUUGUGAGAAAUGGACAAGGUUGUAGAAGAGGUGGAAAGGGUGAAGAAAGAGUGGAACGAAACAUGCAUCAAAACACAGGAUCACAUCAAUGCAAUUGGAGAAUACGGUAAAUCAGGAAGAUCAAAAGAUGAAAAGAAUUCACUUGCUAGAUUAAACGGUAUUGCUCAAGAUGGUUUAGCGCUUCUUUCUUCUUUGCAUUUCAAUCUCGAUCUUCUCGCUCCUCAGUUGCCUACACAACAAGAAGUUGAUUCUGCUCGUCAAUUGCUUCAAUCAUGGAAAACCCUAACUCAAAAUUUGCGGAUAAGUUUGAGGAAUGCUAAUCUACAAGCCAAGGCUAACUUGAGGAAAGCUGCUCAAGAAGAGAGAGAACUACUUCUAGGUGGUGGAGAAGAAUCAACAGUUCGCAGACGCAAUUUGCAGACAAAAGCUGGAAUGACAUCUGCCGCAGAGAGCAUAACAGAAAGCCUCCGUCGUACCCGUCAAUUGAUGGUUCAGGAAGUUGAAAGAAACACAAGCACACUUAUGACUCUUGAUGAAUCAACUGGAGUGUUAAAAAAGGCUGAAAGUGAAUAUAAAGGGCACCGCUCAUUGUUGACGAGAACUAGAAAUCUUCUUUCCACAAUGCAACGUCAAGAUAUCAUAGACAGGGUGAUACUUGGGGUUGGCUUUCUGUUGUUCUCCCUUGCCGUUCUUUAUGUUGUUUCCAAACGUAUUGGAAUACUUACGUUGCAGAGAAAGGUUACUGGGGCCAUAAAAGCUGGUAUGAUGGGCCAGGCAGGGCUAAGACCACAAGCUGUUGCAGAGAACAUGAAUCCUCAUCAAGCCAGAGUUGAUCGUGUUCAUAAUAUAGAGGCUCCUUUAGAACAACAAAUACAUGAUGAACUUUGAUACAUUUCCAAUAAAUGGUGUUGUGUUGUCCGCAAUUAUUUACAUUAAGAGAUAUCGUUUACCUUCACACACAACUUUAGCACCCUUCCGAUUGCUUAAAAUGAAAAGUCUUUAUCAUCUUGAGAGUUGAAAAGCCAUGUGGUACCUUUCUAAUUAGAAGGUUACUAUGAGAGGAUUAUUAAGCUGUUUUAUGAUAUCGAUUUUGAAUUUUUUUUAUCCUGUAGCCAUUAUAAUUUGGGCUAGUGAUCUCGUAUUUGUUGACAUAGUGAAAAUUGUAUACAAGAAAAUUUUGGAAA
Molecule: messenger RNA, 1388 nt
Organism: Medicago truncatula (barrel medic)
Lineage: Eukaryota; Viridiplantae; Streptophyta; Magnoliopsida; Fabales; Fabaceae
Exons: 7
Coding region: 214-1092 (292 amino acids)
Biological process (GO): retrograde vesicle-mediated transport, Golgi to endoplasmic reticulum
Cellular component (GO): SNARE complex; endoplasmic reticulum
Molecular function (GO): SNAP receptor activity
Source: RefSeq, a predicted model, not a curated record